UGUAUCCUUAUUUUUGUUACACAAUGGACGGGGAGUUGUGGCCGAGGGGCGAGCGGCGCCGGGGAGGCAGGAUCGGCUUCAGACCACUCUGGCUUUACUGCCUCUGCUGUUCCGCUCUGUUGUUUUUCAUUGUUACCCUGCAGGUGGUGGUUGAACUAGGACAAUUUGAAAAAAAAGAAGUCAAAAGUGAGAAGGUGCACAGAGAAGGACUGGUGGUUGUGAAUCAGAUGAAAGAAACAAAUGGUUUACUGAGCAUCGCAAAAACAUAUUCCGAUGUGGGCAUCCAACAUCCCAUUAUCGUCUGGUGGUCUCCACUGACAGGUGAAUUGGGCAGAAUCGGUCAGUGUGGAGCAGAUACCUGUUACUUUACCAUAAAUAAGACUUACCAAAAUCAUCAGAUGACAAGAGCGUUCCUCUUUUACGGUACAGACUUCCAGAUCAAUAGUUUACCGUUGCCUCGGAAACACCACCAUGAUUGGGCCUUGUUCCAUGAAGAAUCCCCGAAAAACAAUUACAAGCUUUUUCACGAGCCUGCCAUCACCUUAUUUAAUUACACGUCCACAUUCAGUCGCAACUCUCAUAUGCCCCUGACCACCCAGUACCUGGAGAGCAUCGAGGAACUGAAAACCCACAAGUACUUGAUCCCGCUGUCUCGCAAGAAUCAGCUGAGGGAACAUCUGGCACCAUUAGCGUAUGUACAGUCUGACUGUGAUCCACCUUCAGACAGAGACAGUUACGUUCAGGAAUUGAUGAAAUACAUCCCAGUGGAUUCCUACGGGACAUGUUUGCAUAACAAGGACCUUCCCAGUCACCUGAAAGAUCCCACAUCCAUGGAUGAUGAUGGACUUUACAAGAUUCUUGCUCAGUACAAAUUUAUCCUCGCUUUCGAGAACGCUGUUUGUGAUGAUUACAUCACUGAGAAGUUGUGGAGAUCCUUCAAGCUGGGCGUGGUUCCAGUUUAUUUUGGUUCCCCCAGUAUAGCUGACUGGCUUCCCAGUAAUCAAAGCGCUAUUCUUGUCAAGAGUUUCUCACACCCCAAGGAAUUGGCUGAGUACAUCUUGCAAUUGGAUGGCAAUGACCAAGAGUAUGAAGUCUUCCUCGAGUGGAAAUGGAAGGGUCCCAUCUCCAAUGCGAAGCUGCUGACUGCCAUGAAGGAACGCAAGUGGGGUGUUCAAGAUCUGUCCCAGGACAAUUACAUUGAUGCCUUUGAAUGUCUAGUGUGUAACAGAGUGUGGGAAAAUCUCAGAAGAAAGGAAGAGGGUUUACCGCCAAUUCAGUGGCAGGCACGAGCCAAUCAUUUGAGCUGCCCAGAGCCUGUGGCAUUCACCUUCAUACCCUCCUCGCUGGGGGCAUCAGUGAUGCGAGAGCUGUGGAUGCCAAGUUUCCACCAGUCGAAACGCGAAGCUGCUGCAUUAAGACGCCUCGUGGAACUGAACCAAAACUUUACAACCGAGCAGUUCUGGAGGAUGGUGUUUAAGGAGAAACUUUAAUUUUAUUUCUUAGGAUAAGAAAUGCAUCCAUUUUUGGGUUGCUUCUGAGGAACCACAUGAGAAACGUAUCCACUUUCUGCAAUGCAGUCAGAGAGGGGAAAAAAAAACUCCAAUGAUUAUUAAGUUCCAUACUGCCACUGUGCAUCUUUCAGAGGUUCCACGUCAGUGAUGGGAUUUAACUGUAGUAUCUGUCAGCUGAUUGUAACUUGGAGUAAGUGGUGUUUCCUCAUGCGCAGGAGAUUUCCUCAAUAAGAACCAUUUAAAAUCUUGUGGACCUUGAAAUUAUGCUGUGGCAGGCUUUUAACUGCUGAACAAGUUCUUCUGAAGAUCCUUUCUGCUGUUUUCAUGGAAGCAUUAACCCCCUUCAAAUUCAUCGACAAAUUCCCUCCUCUAGAAUGAAUGGAAAAAAUGAAUCUGAAAUGGAAGUUCCAAGUGUCUGUGCUUAAUGGCUGUCAUUAAGACCAACCAUUUUCCACUGCAUCAUUUAAGCUUCCUUCCAUCGUAAGGGCAGAGGUGGGAUUGUCACUAAAGACUUGCCUGGGUGAGUGCGAACUUCACACCAUUCGAGAAAAAGUAGACCGACGGUUAGAACAUUCACUCCCUACAGCACAGGUGCACACUGUGUAUCAUCUACAAGACACACUGCAGCAACUCAACAAGACUCCUUCGGCAUAUUCCAAACCCCUGACCUCUACCAUCUAGAAGGACGAGGGCAGCAGAUACAUGAGAAUGCCACCGUCUGCAGGCUGCUCCUCAAGCCACUCACUAUCCUAACUUGGAGCUAUAUUGCCUUGCACUGGACCAAAAUCCUGGCCCUUCCUUCCUAUUGGCAUUGUGGGUGUACCUACAACAGCUCGACCACAGCAGUUCAAGGAGGUAGCCCUGGAGGGUAAGUAGGGAUGGAAAUUAAAUGCUGGCUUAGCCAGCAAUGCCCACGUCUUGUAACCAUAGCAUCCUUUCAAGGUCAUGGCUACCAGGGUGCAAAGAUAAUGUCUAAGUUGCUGGAAUAAAUUACAGGUAGCUGCAUAUCAAAUUCAACUGGCUGCCAGCAUAAAUGCAGACUGGGAUUUCACAAUGAGAAGAUCAUGUAGAAAAUUUGAUUUAACUAAUGGAAGUUGUGAGACUCUCUGUCAUCAGGAACGUAACCUUUAACUUUCCCUGCCUUGACAUAUCUGCUGCUGCUGAAACCCUCAUUCAAGCCUUUGUUACCAUUGGAUUCAACUAUUCCAACUUUGCCUUGGAUACCUUCUGACUUUAUAUCCUGUGUGACCUAGAGCUGAUCUGAAAUGUUUGCUGACCAUUUUUCUUAUCAAUUCCAGUACUUAAAUGAGUAACAUUAGUGCCAUAAUAUGUCUCUAUUCGAUUAUCAUUCUUCCAAGCUGUGGUUGAUACAUUCAGUAUAUAUUAACAUAUUAAUUGGUUUGCUGAGAAUCACUGCCAUAAUUGGAUCUCUAGAUUCUGCUUGUGUCUAUAAAUCCGUUGAAAUACCUUAACUUAAUUAGAGUUUUGUAACUCCCUGCACACUACAGUAUUUGUAUCCUGGAUGUUUAGCUUUAUAUCUGACAGCCUUAAGCAAAAAGUUGUUUUACAAGUAGGGUACGAAUUGGUAAUUCGCUGCUGUAUUUUCUUUUUUUUCUAAAGUAACACAAUAUCUUGUUAUCAGAAAAGCACAUUGAAGGCGAUAUGAAGUAAUGCUGAUGUAAAGACAACGAUGUAUAUGUCGUGGGUUAAAAAUUGGAGAAUUGAGAAUGCAUUAUAUCUCUGCUCAGAUAUCCGAAUGUGAAUAUUUUGCGAUUCCUUAAACCCUCCCCAUUAUUUAAUAAGAUUGUGGCUGAUCUGAUUAUUCCGUGUUGCUGCCUGUCCCAAUAACCUUUCACCUUCUAGCUUAUCCAAGAAUAUCUCUUCCUCUGCCUUAAAAAUAUUCAAUAACUCUGCUUCCACCAUUUUUUGACAGUGAGGUCUAAAGACAAUGACCCUCUGAGAGAAACUAUUUCUCCUCAUCGCUGUCUCCAAUGGAUGACCCCUUGUUUUACAUUAGGAGAAAGUGAGGACUGCAGAUGCUUGAGAUUAGAGUCAAAAAGUGUGGCACUGGAAAAUC
Molecule: messenger RNA, 3588 nt
Organism: Chiloscyllium plagiosum (whitespotted bambooshark)
Lineage: Eukaryota; Metazoa; Chordata; Chondrichthyes; Orectolobiformes; Hemiscylliidae
Gene: pofut3
Product: protein O-fucosyltransferase 3
Cellular component (GO): Golgi membrane
Molecular function (GO): alpha-(1->3)-fucosyltransferase activity
Source: RefSeq, a predicted model, not a curated record